CUGGGGAGGAAAACUAAUUGCUCAGGAUCAGCUCCAUGUGGAUAGCCUGCAGGGAGAAUCAACACUGAACGAAAGACCUCUUUCUUCAGGGUAGUGGCACACAUGGUGAUUUUUCAGAUCGCCACGUGUAGACUCUUUCUCAAGACCAGCUGUACCCAGGUACAGGGAGCUUCUACCUGGGUCCAGAGUAACAUAUCCCGGAGGAAAAGCAGAAUCUGCACGGCCUGGAGACAGAGAGCUGCACUGCUCAAUAUGAACAAUCAAACAUUUGCGGUUAUUCCUCACUCUGGUGGGAUGGCCAGCCACCUAAACCAGAUUUUGUUCCCUGGUACUAUCAACCAGACUCCAGAAAUGACACAUUUCAGUGGCCAACCACUUGGAACAGUCUUCCCAAGGAUCCAACUCCAUGAAGGAACCAGGCUAGCUGGGAACAUAUAUACAGGACGCAGAGGAGAACCCAAGGUGAUUGGGGCCAUACAGAUUCUGAUCGGCUUGAUUCACGUUGGCUUUGGAAGUAUCUUGCCCCAUCUCCUGGAAGUGCACAAGUCAUUCACUGUGCUCUCUGGAUAUGUGUAUUGGGGUGGGCUCUUUUUCAUAGUUUCUGGAUCUGUACUGGUGGUAACUGAGCAAAAUAAAUCACUCUGUCUGGUGAAAAUCAGCACAGGCAUGAAUAUCAUAAGUACUGUUGCUGCAACUGUGGGAAUAAUUGUUCUCAUUAUGGAUGAAGAUGUUUCUUCUGAUUAUUAUAAUGCUAGUUCCUCUUACUUAAAACAGAGAUCAGCCCAAGGGCUUUUGAAUGUACUUUUGAUCUUUGCCAUCCUGGAGUUCUUCAUUGGAAUUACGUCUUCAAGUUUUGGCUGUGAAGCAAUAUUCCAACAAAGUGAUGAGGCAACACAUGAUGCACCAGAUGGAGUCAUGACACACACAGGAGCUCUUCUACCAAUAGAUCCUCCUCCAUCUUAUGAAGCACAUACCAACCUGAGCUAUGACACUAGCCAGUUGGAAUAGAAAAACCAAGAAGAGAUUUACAAGAACAAUGACAGCAAACUCAGGUCCUCUGGAAUGCCAAAUCAAUCCAAAACAUCAGACAUAUCUCUGAAAAAUUAUUGUGUGGGUACGCAUAGCUCUGUAGAGAAAGGCCUAUGAAUACAAUAUCUGUCUCUUUAAAAUUCCACUGUACCUGGUACAAUGGCCUAACUUCCCCUUAGCACAGCAACCACCUGUCAAGAUUCAAGCAUCCUCCAGCAAGAGAUGCAUUGAGUAGUCUAAUUUUAUCCUGUUCCAGUCUUGCUGGCACCCAGUCAUAGGUCCAUGUCAUGUGGUUGUGUGGAUUUUUUAAAAGAAUGCACAAAAGAUCUGCAUUUCAAUUGAGCACAUUUUGUAUUUCUUAUGUAAAAUUCACACUUUUAACAUGGAAUACACAUUUCCUAAUGCUUUUCAACAUAAAAUGUAGAAGAUAUUGCCAUGUGUCUGCAAAUUAUUUGUGAUGAUGCCAUGACCAUCAUAUGUGGUGGGUCUCAAAAUAAAACCUGCAUGGCUCAGAAUACUGAAGGAAUAAAAUGAAUGACUAAG
Molecule: messenger RNA, 1572 nt
Organism: Rhineura floridana
Lineage: Eukaryota; Metazoa; Chordata; Lepidosauria; Squamata; Rhineuridae
Product: membrane-spanning 4-domains subfamily A member 15-like
Exons: 8
Coding region: 103-1008 (301 amino acids)
Biological process (GO): cell surface receptor signaling pathway
Cellular component (GO): plasma membrane
Source: RefSeq, a predicted model, not a curated record